AUGUCUUGCUUCAUUGUUUCCGGAACUGCUGCUGACACAGCUUCUGAUGCUGACUGCAGUAGCCCUGCUCCCUCUUUUCAGGAUGAAUCAUCUCCUCGCACACUCAACAUCCCCGAAAAUCGGUAUGAUGAGGUCCCCGACACCGAGGAAUCUCUCGUUGAACGUCCCUCACUCGCAGUUAAAGCCCUUCGUGCAAGACAAUUCUUGAGGAGAAUUCAAGCUGCUCACGGUGCUGAUAAAGGCUUCUCCUUGGGCGACUGGGAGGAGGCCAAGCUCCGGCACAGUCUUCUGCGCAUGAUGACCAACCUGUAUGAAGACCGCGAAGGAGAGAAAGAGUAUCCUACUGAGUGGGAAGACGAGACCAUCUUCAGAUCUUUCUACGAGAAAACUGUCUCAGCCUGGGUGGAAGAUCUUCCGGACGACGAAAAGGCCUGCACUGAAAGACUAGCUGACAUCUUAGAUGAAGAAUUCACCAUCGAUGUUGAUUAUGAAGUGGGUUGGGAGAAGCAUGAGAGUCGAUUGGAUCAGUGCCUUCAUAGUGUUGAGCCUAUCCCUGAGGAAGACCAAGGACUCGAACAAUUGAAGCUAGAGGAAUGGGCGUGUUACAAGUGCUCACGACGCCAUGCUGACAAGGUGUUAUUCUUCCUGGGCUAUAAAGACUAUGGUCCCAUGGCACAGUAUUUUGAGUGA
Messenger RNA from Fusarium verticillioides 7600, 690 nucleotides. RefSeq lists its product as hypothetical. The record is from RefSeq and is a predicted model, not a curated record. Bases 1 to 690 code for a protein of 229 amino acids. Lineage: Eukaryota; Fungi; Ascomycota; Sordariomycetes; Hypocreales; Nectriaceae. The transcript is spliced from 2 exons.